AUGGUCACAACGAACAUAGGGUUCAUAAUUGUUUUGCUAUUUCUCCUAGUCUGCAUGCUGAACUACACAAAUCGCCUGAAUUUGUUGGCAACUCGCACAACCGGAAGAAUGGAUAGAAUAAGCGAACGAAUAUUAACUGAAGUUGAAGACUCGAUCACUCCUUUUUCUCUUUUCCUACACAGAGCAUAUAUAGAAAGCAGCUCCAAUCACUCGAAAAUUCGUCUUUUAUCAAUCAAUCGCUGCUUGGAUCCCGAUGCAUUUAUCGAUGGGUUCGUUGAUGGACAGCAGAUCGCAUUGAGAGCUGAACCGAUCGAAGGGACAUGUCCUUGGAUAUGGGCUCCUGGCUGUCUUUACAAUUCGUACGUCUUCGAUGGAACAUUGGAGGGCGAAGUGAAAAAUAACUACAUAACAUUUUCAAGAGCAAGGAAAAAAGUCGCGCUGCCUCUGGAAAGAGUACCUCAAAGAACGAAGGGAACGCUCACAUUCUGUGUACCACCAGUUUAUUGGUUCACAAACUGGACGAAGAUGAUUUUUGCGUUGGAGAUGUGGAAGGCACAGGGUGUGAAUCACGUUAUCGUGUAUUAUCAUUCGUCCAACGAGCAUGUAUACGACGUGCUCAGGCAUUACGAAAAAGAGGGUUUUGUCACUAUUGUUCGAUGGCCAUCACUGCCUCGAGAUGCAUUCUCUGAUCCAAAUCUCUCACUCUACCGCCUCGCCCACUCAUUGGCUCAGAACGACUGUGUCUUGCGUAUUGACACCGAAUUUGGAGCUGUCAUCGAUAUCGAUGAGGUCAUUUUUCCUAGAAGUGGCUCACUCUUGACGUUAGUAAGGAAUCUAUUUCUGGACCAUCCAUCUGCGGGUGCACUGUCGUUCUCACAUCGUAGCCUCAUCUUCGAACCACCUAUGGCGGGACAGAACUUCACGUUCGAGAAGCUAGACUUCUCUGGUAUAAGGAAUGCCACUGAAUUCAAGCUGCAGGGUCCACCUAAGGUCAUAUUUCGAACAGAAACUGUGGAUUUAUUGUCGACACAUGAUGUGAGGAUUUACAAGUCGCAUGUAACCACAUUCAAGGUACCAGUAGAAGACGCUGUUCUUCUGCAUCAUCGAUACAACCAUGUCGGUGGUGAAAACCCUCAAAGGGUUGACUUACUCUCAUCGAAGGCUGAUCUCGAUACUUUUCAAGAGUUCCUUAGCUACAAAGCUUGCACGGUCUUUCCCAAUGGAGCCGAUUUUCACUUCGAGACUCAAAGAGCGCUCGGCAUGUGCUUGAAAUCGUGGCGUAAGGAUCAACAUCAGUGUAAGACCCCGUUGCCAAGCUAUUUUAUAGGGAAGACUACGUCAGAGGAUUAUCGCUAUCUCCAGCUAGUCGAUGAAUUCCUAUCUACCUUUCGUCUUUACGGGUCAUCAUUUUUUAGCAUGAUCUAG
Molecule: messenger RNA, 1425 nt
Organism: Cylicocyclus nassatus
Lineage: Eukaryota; Metazoa; Nematoda; Chromadorea; Rhabditida; Strongylidae
Source: the annotation of a GenBank genome assembly